Messenger RNA from Lolium perenne, 2247 nucleotides. The record is from RefSeq and is a predicted model, not a curated record. Lineage: Eukaryota; Viridiplantae; Streptophyta; Magnoliopsida; Poales; Poaceae.
AUGCCGAGAGGUUUUGAUUUCUGGUUCGGAAUUGAUCUGAACGAGCCAGCUGACCAAGAUUUUGUUCCUGGAAGCAAUGACAAUGAAGCUGGAUCAUCUCAUGCUCCUCCAGUUUCGGAAAGCACUCCUGACCAAGGUGCAGUUCCUGGGAGUAACAGCAAUGCUGCAGGAACAUCUCAUGGUGGUCCUAAUUGGGAAAAUGUUGAUGCAACUGGGCCAUUUGGUCCAUAUUCGGCUGGUCAUAGUAGUGAUGCACAAGUCGACCCAAGGGACACUUCGGAAAGAACUAACGCCGGAUCAGGUUUCCAGACAGGUGUGACUUUACCAAGUGAGGACAGUGGUGAGGAAGGUGAAGUUCAGUCAACACCAGAAGGUUUUUCCCCCAAGACACCAUUCCUUGGCAUGAAAUUUGACACCUGGGAAGCUGCUCUGUCACAUUACAAUAGGUAUGCGCAUCAUGUUGGCCUCUCUGUUAGGAUUGAAUCAUCUAGGAAGUCUACAAAAGAUGGAGAGAAAGACAAAUGCUUGUUUGUUUGCAAUAAAGCGGGGAACAAUUCAUUACCACCUACUCCUGUGAAGAUUAGAAACCGAACUAUCACAAAGUUGGCAGAUUGCAAGGCAAAGAUGAGGAUUAAAAGAUCUGGUGCAAGAUGGGAAGUUACUCAGUUUGUCGAGGAGCAUACGCAUGAAUUUGUUGAGAAAUUUGCUCUGAAAAAAUUCUUGAGGUCGCACAACAAAAUUCCAAAAGAAGAAAAGAAGUUCAUUGAUUUGCUAAGUGAUGUAAAUCUCAGUUCGGGUAGGAUUAUGGAAAUCAUGGCGGAGUUAUAUGGAAGCAAGCAGAAUGUACCUUACACCAGAGAUGUGUACAAGCUGUACAAUGAUUGCAUAUCGUUUGACACAACCUUCAUGACUAAUCAGUAUAACAUGCCUUGCGCACCAUUCAUUGGAAUCAACAGAUAUGGUCAGUCCAUACAGCUUGGCUGUGGUUUCCUGAGGAAUGAGAGGGUUGCGAACUUUGAGUGGCUAUUCCGGACAUUCUUAGUAGCAAUGGAUGGUUUGCACCCUCUGAACAUCAUUACUGACCAGGAUGUAGCUAUGAGGACUGCAAUUGAAAUGGUUUUCCCUGACACCAUUCACCGGAACUGCAGAUGGCAUAUCAUGCAGAAGGUUCAGGAAAAAAUUGGUCCUAUGGCAGCCAAAAGAGAAGACUUGAGAAGAGAUUUCAAUGAUGUUAUUGACUAUAGUGUUACUGAAGAAGAAUUUGAAACUAGGUGGGCUGAGAUGAUCCAAAAACAUGAUGUUGUUGAUAAUGAUCAUUUCAAGGACAUCUAUGAACUAAGGAAAUGUUUUGUUCCUGCUUAUUUCAUGAAGCGCUUUUUCCCAUUCUUGCAAACAACAGCUCGCAGUGAAGGGUUUAAUGUUGUUUUGAAGGAGUACAUACACCCACGCGCAAGCCUACUUAGUUUCUUCAAGCAGUACAUGAAAUUACAAGAGAAGAUUGAUUCUGCUGAGGAUGGGCAUGAUUUCAUGGGAAUGGACAAAGUUGUCAGGUUGUGGGGAGAUUUUCCAAUGGAGGAUCAAAUAUUGCAAACCUACACUCUACCCAUCUACAACAUUUUCCAGCUGGAGUUGCGGAAAAUAACAUCCUACAAUGCUAGGGACUGUGGUGGUGGUGUGUUUGAGGUUUUCCCAGUGCAAGGUACUGUCUAUGGUUAUGGCAGAAGAACCUAUGUGGUUGACGUUGAUCUUGAAAAUCACAUGUACAACUGCCAGUGCUGCAAGUUUUACAAGGAUGGAAUUCUUUGUUGCCACAUUAUGAAAGUAAUGUCUUACAUUGGUGAAGUGCGAGAGAUACCUGAGCACUACAUUCUACCUAGGUGGUCCCUACCCCCUCCUGAUAUUGUUCCAUCCAUUGUCGAGCCAGUACAGAAAAAAACAGAGAAAAUGUCUAGAAAAGACAUGAGGUUACUGCGGUAUGGAAAUCUUUGCAAUGAUUUUUCAAAACUCGCCGUUGAAUUGGCAGUUUCUGAGAAAACAAAGGAAAUAGCAGACAAGCACAUGAUUGCAAUGAGCAAAGAACUAGCUGCUUUGAAGAAAGCUAAUGCAGAUGCACUGAAGAGGAGGAAAAGCAAGUCAGUUGCGACUGAAGAUAUUUCAGAUUCUUCUCCCUUUGAGGGAAGAAUGGAUGAAGAUGUUUCUCAAUCUAGAAACAAGAAAGCAAAAGACCCCCCCUGUUACUACAGCUAA